Messenger RNA from Lepisosteus oculatus (spotted gar), 1295 nucleotides. It is a transcript of the gene cope, whose product is annotated as COPI coat complex subunit epsilon. Gene Ontology annotation, biological process: endoplasmic reticulum to Golgi vesicle-mediated transport; intra-Golgi vesicle-mediated transport; retrograde vesicle-mediated transport, Golgi to endoplasmic reticulum. Gene Ontology annotation, cellular component: COPI vesicle coat. NCBI's taxonomy places the organism in Eukaryota, Metazoa, Chordata, Actinopteri, Semionotiformes, Lepisosteidae. Gene Ontology annotation, molecular function: protein binding; structural molecule activity. The record is from RefSeq and is a predicted model, not a curated record.
ACGCCAGCUCGGGAGAUGACGUGGCUGGCCAACGUGUCCAGGAAGCUGCUCGGUUCGGUCAACAUGGCGUCUCAACAGGGAGAAGUUGAUGAGCUUUUUGAUGUAAAAAAUGCGUAUUAUAUCGGUAGUUAUCAGCAAUGCAUUAACGAGGCGCAAAAAGCGAAGCCGUCAAGUCCGGAGAAAGAGGUUGAGCGAGAUGUGUUUUUGUACAGAGCGUACAUAGCUCAGAGGAAGUAUGGUGUGGUGUUGGAUGAUGUCAAGCCCAGCUCUUCACCAGAGCUCCAGGCAGUCAGAAUGUUUGCGGAAUACCUCUCUAACGAGGCCAAAAGAGAUGCCAUUGUGGCGGAGCUCGAUAAGAAGAUGGCGAAGAGUGUCGAUGUAGCCAACACAACCUUCCUGCUCAUGGCCGCCUCCCUUUACUUCCACGAGAUAAACACGGACGCGGCCCUGCGCACCCUGCACCAGGGAGACAGCCUGGAGUGCAUGGCGAUGACAAUUCAGGUGCUGCUGAAGCUGGACAGGUUGGAUUUAGCUAGGAAGGAGCUGAAAAAGAUGCAGGAGCAGGAUGAAGACGCCACCCUGACUCAGCUGGCCACCGCCUGGGUCAAUCUGGCCAUCGGAGGAGAGAAGCUCCAGGAUGCCUACUACAUCUUCCAGGAGAUGUCGGACAAGUACUCCGCCACUCUGCUGCUCCUGAACGGCCAGGCCGUGUGUCACAUGGCACAGAACAAGUGGGAUGAAGCCGAAGGCGUGUUGCAAGAGGCUCUUGAUAAGGACAGCAGCCACCCUGAGACCCUCAUCAACCUCAUCGUGCUGACGCAGCACCUGGGGAAGCCUCCUGAGGUGACCAACCGCUAUCUCUCCCAGCUGAAGGACUCGCACAAAGGACACCCCUUUCUCAAAGAGUAUGUCGCAAAGGAGAACGAGUUCGAUCGCCUAGUGAUGCAGUACGCUCCCAGCGCGUGAGUCUCAGCCCGGCCAGGACCGCUGUCCCCUGGGGAUCGUUUUUCUGCUUUCUAAACGGCAGACAUUACUCUCGCUUCCUGUAUUUAACACAUGGAGCUGGUCGCUCAUUUUGCAGCUGGAGGUGGAUAAGAAAGGAAGUGUCCUCUCUUGUUGUCCCUGAAGUGAAGACGUUAAUUGGCUGUAAAUACAUGCAAACGGGACCCCAUUCCCUUAUGUCUGUCUGCUGCAAAGCAUCCUGGGAGCUGUGCGUGUUCCUUUUGUGUCAAUUUAUUUUGUCACCCUAAAAGACAAUAAAGGUUUGUUUUUCAGGGGGGUCCUGUCAAGUUGAA